Penicillium pulvis is the source of this 4365-nucleotide messenger RNA. Its product is annotated as putative ATP dependent RNA helicase. Lineage: Eukaryota; Fungi; Ascomycota; Eurotiomycetes; Eurotiales; Aspergillaceae. The transcript is spliced from 7 exons. Gene Ontology annotation, cellular component: intracellular anatomical structure. Gene Ontology annotation, molecular function: ATP binding; RNA binding. The record is from RefSeq and is a predicted model, not a curated record. Bases 1 to 4365 code for a protein of 1454 amino acids.
AUGCCGCCGAACAAUAAGAAAAAGAAAAAGCCGGCCUCUAAUCCGGCGCGGGGCUUUGCAACAGUCUCGGUGCCCUCGAAACCAAAGCCAGAGGUUGUAGAUACACCUUCGGCCACCGCUACAGAGUCUAAACCUACCCCACAAAACGAAUCACAGCCAGCAAGCCAGCAAGACCGCCCAGUCGAUGCGGGCGCACCACAAACCGACCCCUCAUUACAAAACUAUACACCGGAGGAGCUCGAGAAGCACCUAGAGGAAGCAGAGCUGCAGAUUCUUGUCGAGAAGAAUGCGGCUAAGUGCAGGAGCGACGCGGCGCGCCAAGCCACCAAGAUGGAUACUGAACGCCGCGUCUUUAGACAACAAUCAGUAACCUUGGGCCUUCUCGAAUGGCUUCCGGCCGAGGUGCAAGAUAGGAUUCUGGAGCUAGCUGGCUCAGAGGAUCAUGAUUAUCUGGCAUCCAAUGGACGAAAUGUCAAUGGAAAACAGGAGGGCUCAGAGGAGGAACUUCUCAUAAAGCUCUGGACAUUGCAGGAGACGCUUUUGAAGCUUGGUUUCACCGAGGAUGGGGUGGAAGGAGCACUCAAGCAUAUUCUUCUAUACUUUAAAGAAGCACCCACGAGUGCCAGUCGAGAUGUCGUAUGGAACUUGGAUGAGGCACUCGAAUGGUUGGCGAAACACAGUGCCAAGAAAGAUCUUCCUUCAUAUACACAGACGAAUUCUCGCCCCCAGAAAGACGCGGAGGUAACAUCAUGGAUGAUUGAAUCGGAGCCAUCGAGGUCUUCUACUCCAAACAAGCCUUCCAAUGGACACAAACAGGAAAAGCCAAAAGCAGAAUGGAAGGCUGCAAAGAUUGCACCUCUUAUUUCAUAUGACUCGGAUAGCUCGAUCGAUCCUGAUUCCAUGGUUGAAGAGUGGUUGGAUUUCCAAACGAAGCUCUACGGUCUUCGGCCAGAAUUGUUUGAUCGUCCAGCGAAGGGCAAAAAAGGCCGUGGAGCCGCGCCCAACCAGUCAGACGAUCCUGAGGUGGCCAAGUUACAGCGCAAGAUUGCUAAAAUCGAACGUGAUGUUCUCUUUGAGCGCCGAGAAGCUGAAUACAUUUGGCAAGACAAGUUGGACGAUCUUAGGAAGGACGCAGCCUUUCUGCGACGACCAACUGAGAAAAAGAAAGAGAUCAAUACUGAGAGUUCAGAACCCGAACCGGAGCCUGAAGAUCCCAAUCUGACUGUUCCGUCACUUGAAGAGAUGGACGAGGCGGAUGGUCUACUGGGUGGUAUGUUCCAGAAUGAGGCGGAAAGUUCGGGCUCGAUAUUAGGUCUACCAGUGCCUGAAGUUGACACCAAAAUUACACUUCGAGACUUUGGAAAAUCAAGUGGCUUGAGUCCACGACGAGUCUUGGAAGAAACCUGCAAGGCUAGAGAUUCGUCGUGCAAGGUAGUCUACCAAGACUUUUCCUCUUCUAGUCAUCACAACAGAAAGGCCGUUGAGGUGCGUUGGUCAAAACCACAAGAACCUCCAUUCCCAUUGGCGGUGGAGUCGGUCACGCACAAGUCGAAUGCAAAUGCAACUUUUGUUUCGAUGGACUCUCUUGCAACGCCUGAUUCCCAGCAAGCAGAGGGAUACGUAUCGACCCUUGCACUAUUCAUCCUUUUCCCACAAAGUUCCAAAGAAGGCAAGGCCUAUCUGCGGAUACCUGCAGUCUGGAGGGAUCUGUGGACUGAGUUUUCAAAUCUGAAGAAGACACAGGAAGAUGAAGUAGACAAAUCCACUGUCAAGAAUCUGAAGCUCCUUGUGCAGGAAAAUCAAGGCACAUUUGAAGAUGACGUUGUACUCUUGGACAAUUUCCGGAAAAGAAAUGGAAACGGUGUCAAGUCGGCUAGCCCCAUGAGAGGCAAUGCUAGGGAGAACAACUAUCUUGGUGAAGACGAACGACUCAGAGAGGCAUGGCACGCGAAGGCAUCCGCUCCAUCCUUCCACAAGAUGAUGCCGGGCCGAAUGAACCUUCCAAUCUGGAACUUCAAAGACGAUAUUUUGACCACCCUGGACACACAUCGAGUUGUCAUUAUCUGCAGUGAAACUGGAAGUGGAAAGAGUACGCAAAUUCCAUCUUAUAUCCUUGAGCAUGAAAUGCUUCAAGGCCGGCCCUGUAAAGUCUAUGUGACGGAACCCCGCCGGAUUUCAGCCAUCUCGCUUGCUCGUCGAGUCAGUGAAGAACUUGGAGAGAGCAAGAAUGAUGUGGGGACGACCCGAUCUCUUGUCGGUUUUGCCGUUAGGCUGGAGAGCAAAAUCAGCUCGUCCACUCGACUUGUCUAUGCAACCACCGGUGUUGUUGUGCGCAUGCUGGAGCGACCGGAUGACUUUCAGGACAUUACCCAUGUUGUUCUGGACGAGGUCCACGAACGUACAAUUGAUAGUGACUUCUUGCUGGUUGUCCUUCGCAGGUUGAUGCAGAAGCGCCUUGAUCUCAAACUUAUUCUGAUGUCCGCUACUCUCGAAGCACAACGUUUCUCUACUUACCUUGGAGGUGUACCGGUUCUCAACAUCCCUGGACGAACUUUCCCCGUGGAAAUGAAGUAUCUGGAGGAUGCAGUUGAGUUGACCAACUAUCGGUUAUCUGAAGAUGAGGCGAACAUGGUCCCAGACGAUGACAUCGAGGAAGCCGAGGAUUCCAACAGUGAUACUGGAGGUCUACAAUCCAGUCUUGAUGGAUACUCAAAACAAACACGGGAAACCGUGCUCAAGUUUGAUGAGUACCGGAUGGAUUAUCAGUUGAUUAAAAGACUGCUUCUCAAAAUCGCCACUGCCCCGGAGAUGGACCGCUAUAGUAAAGCAAUUCUAGUCUUCAUGCCUGGUCUGGCAGAGAUUCGUCGUCUAAAUGACGAGCUUCUCGCCGAGUCCACUUUCCAAAAGGGAUGGAUUGUUCAUGCACUCCACUCCUCAAUUGCCAGUGAAGAUCAAGAAAAGGCCUUUAAUGUGCCUCCUCCAGGCGUGAGGAAGAUUGUCAUUGCCACCAACAUCGCAGAGACUGGUAUCACAAUUCCAGAUAUCACUGCAGUUGUUGAUACAGGAAAGGAGAAGAUGAUGCGAUUUGACGAAAGGAGACAGCUUUCUCGGCUUGUCGAGUCGUUUAUUUCCCGUGCCAAUGCCAAGCAGAGACGUGGUCGAGCUGGUCGUGUUCAGGAGGGUAUUUGCUUCCACCUCUUUACCAAACACCGGCACGACAAACAGCUGGCUGGACAACAGACUCCGGAGAUGCUCCGACUUUCUCUGCAAGACUUGGUUCUACGAGUCAAAAUCUGUAAAUUGGGCGAGGUAGAGCAGACCCUACUGGAGGCUCUAGACCCACCCUCGUCCAAGAAUAUCCGACGUGCUAUUGACUCUCUCAAGGAAGUGAAAGCCCUCACCAGCAACGAGGCCCUUACACCUUUGGGAAGCCAGCUGGCGAAAUUGCCGUUGGAUGUAUUCCUUGGAAAACUGAUUAUUCAUGGAGCAUUCUUCAAGUGUCUGGAUGCUGCUGUCAGCAUUGCUGCCAUUCUCUCCUCCAAGUCCCCAUUUGUUAACACUAUGGGGUCAAACUCGCAGCGUGAUGCAGCACGAAACUCGUUCCAAAGAGGCGACUCGGAUUUGUUGACCGUAUACAACGCCUAUUGUGGCUGGAAGCGUGCACGAGGCACACCUGGCUCAAAUGAGUUUUCAUACUGCCGGAAGAACUUCCUCAACCCACAGACACUCCUCGGUAUCGAGGAUAUCAAGAUGCAGCUUGUUGUCUCAAUUGCUGAUGCCGGUUUACUGACGCUGGACUCUUCGCAGAAGUCAGCGCUGAACAGAGCUCGAUCAAGUAAUCGAAACCGUCAAUUCUUCACUAUUCCUGAAGAAAAUGACAUCAACAGUACAAACGACGUCGUUAUCAACUCCGUCGUCGCCUGGAGUUUCUACCCCAAGCUCAUCACUCGUGAAGGUAAAGGAUGGCGCAACGUUUUGAACAACCAAACCGUGACCUUGCAUCCUACCUCUGUGAAUAAGCGCGCCGAUCCUGCUAUCAAGUGGCUUUCAUAUUACCACAUUAUGCAGGCUCGCAAUCGAAAUUUGAAUGCCCACGAGACUAGUGCUGUGGAAGAUUUCGCGAUUGCCCUGCUAUGUGGUGAGGCCGAGUUCAAGUUAUACUCUGGUGUUAUCUCCAUCGAUGCAAACAGAGUUCGAUUUGCUGUUCGCGACUGGAAAUCUAUGCUCGCGCUUAAAUACCUUAAUGCGCGUCUGAGGGACCUUCUUGCUACUACUUUUAAGAACCCGCAUCGUCCGCUUUCUUAUAAACAGCAGCAGUGGUUAGAGAUCUGGCAACAGAUUUUUGCACAGGCUGGGAAACGCUAG